Durusdinium trenchii is the source of this 1479-nucleotide messenger RNA. NCBI's taxonomy places the organism in Eukaryota, Dinophyceae, Suessiales, Symbiodiniaceae. The record is from the annotation of a GenBank genome assembly.
AUGUCUGUGGCACUCAAGAGCCAACUAUGGAGUUGCUCAUCCUUGCAAGAAGCUUUGGAUGUGUUGAAGCUCACAGAGACGAUGCCAGAUGACCCGGAACAACUUCGUACACUUAUUGAGGAACUUCGAGCCCUUUCAGAGAAGGCAAAGACAGAGGAUCUUGCCCUUUCAGAGGCUGAAACCGUGCCUUAUGUGUUUAGCAGCACGGGAGAUUUUCACGUGAAAGAAGAAGACCACUCGAGCGCUGUUGAUGGCCUUGGCAUGGAUGCUGAUGCCCAAGACGAUGCAAACCUAGCAUUGCAAUUGCAGCAGAACCUUUUGUUAGAUUUACAGAACAGCGAUGUGAAUGUAGCAAGCAGCGUCUAUGAAGAUCCGUACUUAGUCACUGCCAGCCCUCCCAGAUCUCCGGUUUGCAGAAAGCCUGUUUCCUCCCCACUGGGCGACGCUGGCAAACCUGGCGAUGGCAAGGGGACCAGUUCAUCAACGACUGUGACUCCGACUUCAUCGCUUGCUUCUGACAGGAGCUCAGGUGCAGGGAAGCGAGAUGCCAAACGAUCUCUCAUAGAAGCCUUGGGGCUCGUUGAUGAGGCCGACCUAGAGCGUUGGCAGGGAAAGUUCCGUCGUGUGUGUGAGCCGAAGCGGUCCUCUGGCAAAUUGGAUGUGCCUGAAGACAUAUUCGAGCAGUAUGCUGCCCGGGGGGCCAGUAGGGACCGCCUGUUUGAGAUAUUUGUCCAGUCUGGAGGUGAUACUGAUGCGUUUGUCAAGGAAGUCCGGGUUGUACGGUCCCAAGAGCAAAUCAAUGAGCUGAACACCCACGGUGGUUUCUAUACAGAAGAUGAGAUGAAAGACAUCCUCAAGUGGAAACCGGGACGGAUUCGAGCGGCUGUGGAGCGAGGACAAAGGGAUCCUGAAUACAUGAUGCAGCUAGGCUCGAUGAGCUGGAUGAACUCUGUGGUACUCUACUGGUGCAAUGUGAGAACUGAAGGUUCAUUGAAGAACCGGCAGAGUCAGGGCUUGUAUGAGUCCACAACUGCUCAGGGAACGACCAACCGCUUCAAAGCCAAUCUUCUUGGCAACAAGUUGGAUUUGCCAUCCUUGGGGCACCACGGGCCAGCCAAGAAGGAGGAGAAAGCUGUCAAGGCACACGAGCUGGAAGUUCACAUGGACGAACUCAUCAACGUUUUGGGCAAGAUUAGCCCGUUUCUGGAGAAACUGGACGGAAGCACUUUGGCGGGAGCAAAAGAGGCGGCCAAGAGCGUGGUGGAGUUGCAGAAAAAGGUUUCCAAAUUGUACGACGACAUGACUGAGCUCACGGCCGACCUCAGAGUGGGGGAAAUCAGCGUUGAUGAGCCGAAGCAUGCUGCAACUUUGAAGACCUUGUACAGCACCAGCAAGCGCCUGCUUUCAACAUGGACAGCCACAGAGAAAAAGUACAGGCCGUUGCUGCGCAAGCCUUGGAAGUCCGAGAAGGAAGACUAA